AGAUAUCGCCAGUCAUGCUCAAAUUCAACUAGAAGCAGCUAGAGAAGGUUUCACAUUCUCAAGUCAAACCCUAACAUGAUCAUGAGGGCUUUUGUUGUACUCCUGUCUGUGCUAGUUGUACAUGCACAAGCUAUAGACGUAGCGAAACUACGGCUUUUCGCAGCCAAGAACAACUUGUCUUGCAUUUACGUGUUUGGCGACUCAAGCGUUGAUCCUGGCAAUAACAAUAACCUAAUAACCGACCAAAAGGUUAACUUCUUGCCCUAUGGGAAAGACUUCUAUGAUGGUCGUCCCACUGGUCGGUUUAGCAAUGGAAGACUUGCCACUGAUCUCAUCGCGGAUGCAUUGGGUCACACGAAAUACAUACCGGCGUAUCUUGACCCAAAUUUGACAAAUGCACAACUUGUUAAUGGAAUUAGCUUUGCAUCCGGGGGUUCUGGUUUCGAUGAUCUUACAGCACAACUCUCGAAUGUGAUAUCACUAUCAAAGCAACUGGAGUAUUUUCGGGAAUACAAGGCAAGGCUAGGAAGGCAUGUGGGAAAGAAACGAGCUCAAGAAAUCGUCACGAAUGCUGUGUUUUUAUUGAGCAUGGGUACUAAUGAUUUCUUACAAAAUUAUUAUGUAGAGCCUACCCGUUCUAAACAAUUUACUAUCGAAAAGUAUCAAGAUUUUUUGAUUUCUGCCAUGUCCAAAUACAUCAAGGCGAUGCAUGCCGAAGGUGCAAGGAGAUUGACAGUGGUGGGCAUGGAGCCAUUCGGGUGCGUUCCACUCAUUAGAGCGCUUAAAGGCACAGUCGGGUGCGCUGAAGACUACAACAAGAUUGCUAUUUCCUUUAACUCAAAGAUCAAAUCCCUCAUGGCUACUCUUGAACCAUCCUUGGGGAUUACAAAUUUCUACACAGAUAUCUACGGCCUCAUAUUGGACACGAUUCAUAACCCAAAAAAAUAUGGAUUUGUGGAGGCAUCAAAGGGCUGCUGUGGAUCGGGGUUAGAGUUCAUGGAAAGCUGUAAAGGGUUGCCCACUUGUGCAGAUAGAAGCAAAUAUGUUUAUUGGGAUGCUGUGCACUUUACUGAGGAGAUGUACAAAAUUAUUUCUGAUGAAGCUCUUAAAACUCUUAUGAAGACUUUGGCCUAACUUUGCAACACUUCCCUUUAAUCUAUAUGUCUUUAAUCUGUUUAUGCACGGUAUUUGUAUUUUUAUACUUUGUAUUUCUUAGGUCGGGGUCUUAACGGGUGCACCCUAUCUAUCUCUUGAGAUAAAGGAAAUGUAUGCUCUCAUAUUACCCUCUCUAGACCCUACCAAUAUUUAAUAUGAGUGAGAUCUUACUAGUUAUGUUUAUUGAUAACGGUUGAGGAGCA
Molecule: messenger RNA, 1358 nt
Organism: Helianthus annuus (common sunflower)
Lineage: Eukaryota; Viridiplantae; Streptophyta; Magnoliopsida; Asterales; Asteraceae
Product: GDSL esterase/lipase At5g45950
Exons: 5
Coding region: 76-1134 (352 amino acids)
Molecular function (GO): hydrolase activity, acting on ester bonds
Source: RefSeq, a predicted model, not a curated record